Molecule: messenger RNA, 705 nt
Organism: Penicillium chermesinum
Lineage: Eukaryota; Fungi; Ascomycota; Eurotiomycetes; Eurotiales; Aspergillaceae
Product: RNase H domain protein
Exons: 2
Coding region: 1-705 (234 amino acids)
Biological process (GO): DNA replication, removal of RNA primer
Molecular function (GO): RNA-DNA hybrid ribonuclease activity; nucleic acid binding
Source: RefSeq, a predicted model, not a curated record
AUGUCUCGGCCUCACCAAAACCUCCUCACAGCAUGCGAUGACACCAAAUUCCCCUCCAGAUUCAAACCGCCACCCCGAACCCACCACUCCGACCUCUUCAUCCCCCACGCCCUCACCGACACCGAAACCCGGCUCGUAAACCACACAAACCCCCAACAACUCCUCAUAACCACCGACGGCGCCUGCAACCAAAACGCCUGGUCCAGCCGCCGCGGCGGCUGGGCCUUCGUCUACGGCCCGUCCUCCAUCCGCGAAUACCCCGGCGCAAACGUAAUCUGCGAACGGCUGGAGAAAGAAGGACCCAACGGGCACGCUUACGCGGCAACGAACCACCGCGCGGAGCUCCGGGCCGUGAUCGCCGCGCUGCAGUGGAAGAACUGGGCCGCGGAGGGGUUUACGUCGCUGGUGAUCGGGACCGAGUCUGCGUAUGUGGUGAACGGGAUCACGGAGUGGGCGAAGGAGUGGGUGCGGAACGGGUUUGUCACGCCGGCGGGGCUGGAGGUUGCGAAUUUGGAUCUGUGGAAGGUGCUGCUGCAGGUGGUGGAUUGGGUGGAGUAUGAGGUGCUGUUCUGGCGGGUUGGGCAGCGGGUCACUGGGGUUGCGGAUCAUUUUGCGAGGGUUGCGGCGGAGAAGGCGUCGGUGGUGAGGUUUAAGGUCUGGGUUGAGGGAGGUGAUCGAUUUGAGGAUUCUCUAUCGGAUACUUAA